AUGUUUUUUUUUAAAAAUGUUCAAAGAUAUUGUUUUUAUAGAAGAAUAUAUGAAAAUAUACAAAUCAUAAGGGCAUUACAAAUAAAAGAAAAAGCAAAAAAUAAUGUAACGAAAAGAAGAGAGGAGUGGUGGGAUAAUAAUGUAAAUAAAAAUGAUAGAAAUAUGUGUAGGUCAAAGAAUUAUUUGUCGGGAUGUACUACUAGGGAUGACAAUAUGAAGGAUGAUAAUAUGAAGGAUGGUAAUAUGAAAGAUGAUAAUAUGAAGGAUAAUAAUAUGAAGGGUAGAAAUACAAAAUGUGAUAAUAUAAAAGAUAAUAAUAUGAAGGGUAGAAAUACAAAAUGUGAUAAUAUAAAAGAUAAUAAUAUGAAGGGUAGAAAUACAAAAUGUGAUAAUAUAAAAGAUAAUAAUAACGAUAAUAAUAGUAUUAAUAAUAAUAGCAUUAAUAAUAAUAGUAUUAAUAAUAAUAGCAUUAAUAAUAAUAGUAUUAAUAAUAAUAGUAUUAAUAAUAAUAGUAUUAAUAAUAAUAGUAUUAAUAAUAAUAAUAUUAAGGAUAAAGAUGAAAAACAUUUCUAUAAAAACAUCUUUUCCGAGUUAAAAAAAGUAAAUGACAAAUGUACAAAGAAAUAUGUGCCUGUAGAUGAAAAAAAUAUAAAAUCUGUAACUAAUGAAGAUCAUUUAUCAAAGAAAAAUAUCCUAGAAAAUGAAAAAAAGGAUGCACACUUUUCCUUUACACAUGAUGAGGGAAAUAAUAAAGAAGAAAUUAAAAAUGACAAUAUACGGAUUAUUCCACAAAGUAUUCCAUCAAAUGAUGUGUAUAAUAUAUCGAAACAGAAAAAAGGACAAUGUAAAAAUAAUGAAACAAAAGAAAAAUAUUUAAAAGAAAAAAAUAAAUAUUUAGUAAGAAAGGAUAUUUACUUAAAAGUUAAAAAUGAGCAUAUUAAUAAUAAAGAGUUGUUACGAAAAAAAGAAAUAUAUUCUAAAAGAGAUAUGAAUAAAAAUAAUAAAUCAAAAAUGAAAAAAAUAAUAAAAGAAAAGAAUGAAGAGAUAUUUAUUAAAAAGAAUGAUAAGGAUAAAAUAUCUCAACUGGAUAUAAUAAAUAAAAAUAAGGGAACAAAAAAUAUGGAUAAUAGAAAAAACUAUUUAAUAGUAAAAAAUGGUAAUAUUAGUAGUAAUAAUAAAAUGGAUUAUUUAUUAAGUAAUAAUAAUAAUAAUAAUAAUAAUAAUAAUAAAAAUAAUAACAAAGUUCUUUUCAAUAAUGGAAAAAAAAUUAAUAAUAUUGAAGGAGAACAAAAAGAUGAUAUUAAUAAUUCCCAAACGCAUAAUUAUAAAAAUAAAGAUGUAUCAAAUAAAAUUAUAAUUUCAUCACAAAAUAGUUUUUUACCAAAUGUAGAAAAGAAUAAUAUUUUUGUUGAAUAUGAAACUCACUGGGAUAAUGAUAAAAUAAAAGAAAUGUUAGAACUUCAAAAGGAUACAAAGAUAUUGAAAAAUUAUUUAUUUAAAGGGGUACUAUAUAUUUCACCCUUUGAUACAAAUAAAUGCUUUGUUAUUAGUAAAGAAACAAAUGGGUUAAUGAAAUGUAAACUUUAUUCUGUGUAUGGUUAUAUAAGUAGGAAUAGAGCCUUAAAUGAUGAUGUAGUAUAUGCAUAUACAGAAAGAAGAACUAUCAAAAAUGAAAAUGUUUCAAAUAUGGAAAUUAAUAUAGAAGUGGAAAAAGACAAAUAUGAAAGCAGAGACAACAUAGAGCAUGUAAAAAAUCAAUACAAUGAAAAAGAAGACAAUAAUAAUGAAAAAAAUGAAGAAAUCGAAAAAGGUAAAUUUUGUAGAGUUGUCAAAAUUGUUGAAAGGAAAAAUGUGGAGGUGGUCGGUUCUUUAAAUUAUUUAAAUAUAAAGGAAAAAAUAAAUAAUAUUUUUGGAAAGAAAAGUAAAUUUAAUAAAAAUAAAAAAAAAAAUGAAAAUUGCUAUAUAGAAUUGGAUGAUAAUAAUAUAGGAAAUAAUAUGGUUGAUGAUGUUUUUAAAUAUAACAAUCAUGAUGAUAUAAAUAAUAAUAAUAAUAAUAAUAAUAAUAUAUUACAUUCAUCCAAUAUAUUCCACCUUUUGAAUGAAAAAAAUAAUUAUGUUUAUGCAAAAGUACAACCAACAGAUUCUAGGUUACCUUGUUUUAUUUAUGACUCUUCUAAUAAUAUUACAAACAUGUUAUUAAAUUAUAUAAGAAGAGAAAAAUUAAAUGUAUAUGUUAUUGUAAAAUUUAAAGAAUGGGAAAAAAAACAAAUAAAUCCUAUAGGAAAUAUAACUACCAUUUUAGGUAAUGAAAAUAAUUUUUUUGGUAUCAUAUAUUUAUUUUUAUACUUAUAUAAAAUUCAUUAUUAUAUUUAUAAAAUAACAGAUAUGAAUUAUUUAAAAUCUCAAAUUGUAAUCAGUGAUAAAAUUAUGAACUCUUUUAUUAAUCGUAAAAACCAUAUGGAACAAUUAUUAUUAUUAUUAAAUGGAUAUAACAAAGAAAAAGAAUAUUCCAUCCAAGAAAUAAAUAAAAAAAUUGCUUAUUUAAAAAAUGCACAAAAAGAGAAAAAAAUGUUAGAAAAAUAUAUGUUGAAAAGCUUUUUAUCGAAUAGGUAUAUAAUUACAGACCUUGAUAUAUUUACUAUAGAUCCAACAAAAGCUAAAGAUUUGGAUGAUGCUUUAUCUAUAGAAUUUAUAAAGGAUAAUAAAGAACAACACGAAUUAAAAUACAGAUACAAAAUAGGAAUACAUAUAUCAGAUGUGUCCUUUUUUGUUACACCUAAUUCGUAUUAUGAUAAUCUAGCUUCAAAAAUAUGCAACACUGUAUAUAUGGAUUUUACGGUCUUUCAUAUGCUUCCCUCAAUUUUAAGCGAAGAAAUAUGCUCAUUAAACACGAAAGGAGAAAAGCUAGCUUUUUCAAUAUUUUUCUACGUAGAUAAUAUAAGUAACCCAUAUAAUAUCACACAAAUGGAAUAUGCUGGUUAUGAGAAGAACCCACAUCUUAUAGAAAUUAAAAAAACAUUGAUUAGAAGUAAAUAUAAAUUAAAUUAUGAUAUGGUUGAAGAUUAUAUAGAAGAUAUAUAUAUAAAUAUAAAGGAAAAGGAUAAAGAUAUUAACAGUAUUGAAGAGAUGAUAUUAAUUAAUGGGAAUAUAUCAUUAAGUUAUUUUAUAUUUAAUUUUGAUGAUAUAUGUAAAAAGUAUAAUAUAUCUGAAAAAAUUGGUGGUGAUAUAUUCAGAUUAUAUUUAUUAUCAAAAAUGUUGAAACAAAAAACAAAGAGGAAAAAUAUAUAUCAAAAAUAUUCCUUAUUAUUUUCUUUAAAUAAUAAUAAAAAGAAUAACUCGGAAAAAAUACUUCCAUUAAGUAUAGAACCAUUAAGUAAUAAAUAUCUAUCAAAAGUAAGAAAUAUUGAUGAUAUAAAUAAUAAGAAUAAUAUGUAUAAAAGUUUUAAUCAAUUUUUAAUAGAUGAAGGUUAUUAUAAAUUAUUAGAACCUAUGAAUUUAAAAAACGUGGAUAUUGAAAUAUUAGAAUAUAAAAAGAGGAGUCAUAUGUUAAUUGAAGAAAUGAUGAUACUUACUAAUUUUUUAGUAGCAAAUGUUAUAUCUAUUAAUAAUAUGUUAGGUAUAUUAAGAAUACAUGAAGAUACAUCUGAAGACAUUAAAAAAAAUUUAUUAAAAAUAAUAGAUUAUCAAACAUAUAAUAAAAUUAAUACAAUGAUAAAUAUCAAAAAUAAUAAUAUUAAUGAUAUUUUAUCAGUUAGUCAAAAAGUAUUGAACGAAAAUCAGUUCUUAUGUUUACAAUAUAAUUUAUUAAAAUAUUAUAAAGAAGCUAUAUAUAUACCAACCGUAGAAGGACAAAAUAACACAACCCAUUUUGGACUCGUUCUCAACAAAUAUAUUCAUUUUACCUCACCUAUAAGAAGAUAUAUUGAUAUAGUAAUUCACCGAAUUUUACAAAGUUUAAUUGAUCAAGAUAAUAUUGGGUAUUACAAUUAUGAUAUGUUAAAAAAUAUAUGUGACCAGUGUAAUUAUCAAAAGAAAAAAUCAGACGAGGCACAAAUUCAUAUGAAAAAUUAUUUCUUAAAUAAAUAUUUAAUAUAUUUGAAUGAUAUAUAUAAAAAAGUAAUACAAAACCAUCGUAUGAAUGGUUAUUAUAGUGUGCACGGAAAUAAUGAAAAUAAUAUUGAUGAGAAUAAUGAUAAGAUAAAUAAUAUUGAUGAGAAGAAUGAUAAGAUAAAUAAUAUUGAUGAGAAGAAUAAUAAGAUAAAUAAUAUUGAUGAGAAGAAUAAUCAAUUAAGUAAUAAUUAUAUCCAUUUGGAGGAUGAAAAUAAAAAGUUAUAUAAUCCUUCAAAUAAAAACGUACAAAGAACAGAUCACAUAAGUUUAUCAACUUAUAAAGAAAUUUUAUAUAUGUCCAACUAUAUGCCUAUUAAAAAAUAUUUUUAUUUAAACAAUGGUAUUAUAAGUUUUUUAACAGAAGCAUAUAUCCAAGAAAUAAUUAUUACGAAAAGUAUAAGAGAAAAUAUAUGUAUAAAUAUAGUAAAAGAAAAUUAUAUUUCUAUUAAUGAAAAUUAUAGUAAUGAAAUAAUUCCAUAUACUUGUUAUAUUUGUAAUGAUUUUCCCCAUAAAGAUAUAGAAAAAGAUUAUAUUCGUAAUGAUAAUUUAAAUAAUGACAAUUCAUUAUUUAAUUCUCAAAUGGAUAAUAAUGAAAAUGAAACUAAUGUAGAAACAUUAUUUAAAAAAUCUAUAAAUGAAAAUAAUAAAUUAAAAAAUGCUAUUGUAUUUUAUGUACCAAUAUUGGAAAUAGAGAAAUCUAUAAGUGAUAAUUUAUUAAGCCUAAAAUUUCACUUUUUAAUUAUUUCUUAUAAGGAGAAAAUAUAUAUUUACAAUAUACUAAAAGGUGUAUUAUAUGAAAUGUGUAGUAAUAUUUUAUUAGGUAGAAAUGAAAAAAAUAAUAAUGAUAUAUAUGAUGAUGACAUUAAUUUAGAAGAUGAAUAUAAAAAAAAUAAACAAUUGUAUGAUAUUUUUGAAAAGAUUAAACAUAUUCAAUUGGAUAUAAAAUAUAAAAUGGAAAGUGUUGAAAAUAAAAAAGAUUUUCAAAAUGUAUAUGAUGGUUUAUAUAUUCAUGAUGUACUUAUUGAAAAAAAUAAAAAUGAAAAAGGCGAGGAAAAUAAAUCGAAUAUAUUGACAUAUAAAAAAAAUACUACCAUUAAUAACAUAUCAAAUGAACAAAAUUAUAUAAAUAAUGUGGGAAAGGAUGAAAGUGAAUAUUUAAAAUGUUUAAAUGAUAAAAAAUUAGAAUAUAAAUAUUAUAAUAGUUAUGAAAAAUUAAGUAGAUUUCAAAAAAAUAAAGUUUUUAUAAUACCGGGAAGUCAAAUGUGGACCUUACGUCUAAUUUGA
Messenger RNA from Plasmodium falciparum 3D7, 5394 nucleotides. It is a transcript of the gene RNaseII, whose product is annotated as exoribonuclease II. Lineage: Eukaryota; Apicomplexa; Aconoidasida; Haemosporida; Plasmodiidae. Gene Ontology annotation, molecular function: RNA binding; RNA nuclease activity. The record is from RefSeq and is a predicted model, not a curated record.